AUGGCUGCGCGAGCCCUAUUGACCAGAAAAACCCUAGCCUCGGUGCUUCGCAACGACGCCAAGCCUCUCGGAGUUGGCAUAGCUGCGGCUACUCAUUCCCGCGGCUUGCAUGUCUACACGCUACCUGAUCUGGACUACGACUAUGGCGCGCUGGAGCCAGCCAUUAACGGCGAAAUCAUGCAGCUCCACCAUCAGAAGCACCAUCAGACUUACAUCACCAACUACAACAAGGCCCUCGAGCAGCUCCAAGAUGCCGUCGCCAAGGCCGAUUCCCCUGCCAGCGUUAAGCUCCAGGCCGCCAUCAAGUUCAAUGGCGGAGGACAUAUCAACCAUUCUAUUUUCUGGAAAAAUCUAGCUCCUGUUCGUGAAGGAGGUGGCGAGCCACCCAAGGGUUCACUGGGAUGGGCUAUUGACACUCAUUUUGGCUCUUUUGAAGCAUUGAUACAAAAGGUUAAUGCAGAAGGUGCAGCACUGCAGGGGUCUGGAUGGGUGUGGCUUGGUCUGGACAAAGAGUUGAAGAGGCUUGUUGUUGAAACCACCGCUAACCAGGACCCACUGGUUACUAAGGGACCAAGCUUGGUUCCGUUGCUUGGUAUUGAUGUUUGGGAGCACGCGUACUACUUACAGUUUUCAAAUGUCUAA
Messenger RNA from Sphenostylis stenocarpa, 642 nucleotides. Lineage: Eukaryota; Viridiplantae; Streptophyta; Magnoliopsida; Fabales; Fabaceae. The record is from the annotation of a GenBank genome assembly.